AGUGCUGGGAUUACAGGCACACUGUCCAUAACCAGCUCUCUAUGAUGGUUCUUUAUCUAGAUGGUUCUCUGACCCCACAUUUGGCCAUGUCUGGUGGGGGGCAUUUUGGGCCUCAAAAUGGAGUAGGCAUCUGGUAAACAAACAGAGAUGCAGUAAAACACUCCUUAAGACACAGGUAUACAGAUAGUACCAAAUUACUUUAUUUUGUUUUGGUGUUUGAAACAGGGUCUUAUGUAGCUCAGACUGACCUUGAACUUCUUUUCUUCCUGCCUCUAGUCAGAGUUUCAGAUGCAGGUUAACACACAAGGUUUUUGCAUCCAGUUACUCUACUGCAUAUUAAAAUCAUUUUCAAAAGGCUUGUCUACAAUUUCAUCCAAUACUUCUGUGAAACUUAACGUGCAGAAAUAAUUGAUAAAGCUUUAUCAAUUGAUGCAUCUAUAUAAAAUGCCUCCCUCUUAAAGCAACAACAACAGAGCUGGUGAAACGGCUCAGAAGGUAAAGAUGCUUGCCACCAAGACUGAAUGACACAUACAUGCACACACAGUAAGUGAAUGUCAAAUAAAACACCCGCCAACAAAAAAGGCCACCAAUUUUAUCAAGUGAACUUUUACAGGCAUCCAAAUUAGUCCUGUGGUGAAUGCCUUUAAUUCCAGCCAGGGCUACACAGGGAGACCCCGCUACAAAUUAUUUGUUUGCUUUGAAAUAUGAAAGAUUUUUUGUAAAGACUCAAAUACAAAGUAAUACUUUUUCUAUGAGCACUAACUUGGGGAAGGGCUUAUAUUUAAGUCUAGAUGGCACAUUCCACUGGGUAGUCCAUGUAAAAACUUGAAAAGGGGGGAAAAGAUCGGAACAAACAGUUGAGUACUAUUUCUGUCAACUCUUCCUUGUGUCUAGAUUACCAGGAACAAAGCAAAGAAAAUAUUUUCAACACUAUUUUUAUCCUAAUACAUGGAAUGAGUAAUUUUUUAAAAAGUAUCUUGCCAGGUGUGGUGGCGCACGCCUUUAAUCCCAGGACUUGGGAGGCAGAGCCAGGCAGAUCUGUGAGUUGGAGAUCAGUCUGGUCUACAGAGUGAGUUCUAGGAUAGGCUCCAAAGCCACACAGAGAAACCCUGUCUCGAAAAACCAUUAAAAAAAAAAAGUAUCUUACUAUCUUCCUUUCAUUCCAGCUCUUUUUCAUUUUUCAACAGCAUUCCUCCUGGUCAUAGCUUACUUCUCCCACCGUUUGAGAUUCCCCCUUUUAAUUGCUCCUUUUGCUGUUAUUUUGGGUUUUUUUGUUUUUUGAGACAGGGUCAGGUAGCUCAUGCUGGCCUUGAACUUGCUCCGUAGCUGAGGAUGACCUUGAACUCCUGAUCCUCUUGUCUCCUAUAAAUUAUAACCCAAAUUCUCACCCCCUCACACCCUAAAACUUCUUACCAUUAUCCUUAAAUCUAAUGGACAAAGUUAUUAUGGAGGCAAGGGAGGCAAAUUUCACUUUUUAGUCUUAGAUAUAGUAAGAGUAUUAUUGCUAACAAUACUUUAAAAACAAAGAAGAAACCUGCUGGAUUCUAUCUCCCACAAAUAUAUUCUACUCUCUCAUGCUUUUAUAUAAGUCAAAAUUAUUAAGUAGUGGUUUACAUGCUAUCACUGCAACUAUCAUAUCACUUUCUUUAGAAGGCUUUUGGGUCCAGAAAAGCAAAAGAAUCAGUAAGACAAAACUACAGCAUGAAAUAAAAAAAUAAUCAUGUGAAUAACCUCCUUAUCCAUUUAAUUUCAUGUUAGGCCUGAAAAGGGCCUUACAAGGGACUCUACACUAGGAAAUUUGGAAAGAAAUGCAGCUUUGGAAGAACUGAUACAACGUACAGAGACACAUACAGUUCUGAAGAUAUAAUCCAGAAUUAUAUUAAUUCAAAUACUAAUAGCUGUCACCAUGUAAACAGCUGGAGAUGAGGCUAACUAGAGAAAGCAAUUUUUACACUGCGAUGAGAAAUUAAGGAAAUGCUGUACUGACGCAUUAAAAUAUUUACUAUUUGUCGCCACAGUCUUACCUAAGGCAAUUCGCAGCAAUUUCUAAAAUCGGUUUGCUUUAUAACUUCAAAAUAAAGUUUAUGGCUUAACGGCAGUAAUUUAAUGGAGGCCAACUCUGGACAUGUCAAAGAUCAUACGGUGGAAUGAAAAAUCUCCCAAACCCAGUCCAUCACCAAGGGACAAAAGGUUCAGUUUCUUCAGAUCUGGCAGGGAGAAAAAAAUGACUUGGCACUGCAUCACACACUUAAACCCCAAUAGGGUUUCUUCUGACAGCAGCACCGUGUGCGUCAACGCAUACCUUGGUGUGGUUAAGGAAUGGACGAAUAGUGAAAUGGAUGGGAAAGCAAUUAUCUCUAAUUUCCUAAACACCUUCUAAAUCUGCACGAUAAAAUGCCUCUUGGUACCCAUGCCAGGUAAUGGCAAAAUCCAGACCUGCCCUUUCGCCCACUCCCCUGCUCGGGUGUUUGCACCGCAGCACUGGCCCUGGGAGUUCCCUUCUCAGAUCGUCAUUGUCCGGUGGGAAAUCCACUGAGCGAGAACGGUAAGGUAGGUGGACCAGAAACUCUGCUACCGAAACAAAAACUAUCAAAACCACGGAUAAUUUUACCUUCUUCCUUCGACUAUCUCACGUAAAACAAAACCAAGGAAACACCAGGAAACUUGCCCCAUCGGGGUGAAAUCCCACCAGCUCGGUUCAAAAGCGCUUCUGUGUCGGGCCCCGGGGCGCCGAGCACUCGGGGCGCCAUCUCGGCCCCUCGUUUCCCACCGCCGGCAGGGCCCCCGACUAACAGGAGGAGAUAUGGCCGGAAGCCAGUACCGACGGGAAACGAGUGAUUCCCGCUGAAGCCAGCUCGCACAAGAGGCGAGAAGUAAUGCGGGGCCCGGGCUAAGCUCGGCCGAGUGGGAAGGCCUCGGGACUGACGAAAGACAGGUCCUACCUCCACUGGAGACCCCAAGACAGCAUGCCUCCCAAGAAGCCUGAGCCCAAGAAGGAGGCUGCCAAGCCAGCCACAGCCCCUGCUCCAGCCCCUGCCCCGGCUCCUGAGCCCCUCAAGGACUCUGCCUUUGACCCUAAGAGUGUGAAGAUAGACUUCAGUGCCGACCAGAUCGAAGAGUUCAAAGAGGCCUUUUCAUUGUUUGACCGAACUCCGACUGGAGAGAUGAAGAUCACCUUUGGGCAGUGUGGGGACGUGCUGCGGGCCCUCGGCCAGAACCCCACCAAUGCAGAGGUGCUGCGUGUUUUGGGCAAACCCAAGCCUGAAGAGAUGAGUUCCAAGACACUGGACUUCGAGAUGUUCCUGCCCAUCCUGCAGCACAUCUCCCGCAACAAGGAGCAGGGCACCUAUGAGGACUUCGUGGAGGGGCUGCGGGUCUUCGACAAAGAGAGCAAUGGCACGGUCAUGGGGGCUGAGCUUCGGCACGUCCUCGCUACUCUGGGAGAGAAGAUGAGUGAGGCCGAGGUGGAGCAGCUGUUGUCUGGGCAGGAGGACACCAAUGGCUGCAUCAAUUAUGAAGCCUUUGUCAAGCACAUCAUGUCCGGGUAAAGCCAGGUUUCUCCAGGGUGCUUGGCCCUGAGUGAGCAAGGGAGAGACCCAUGGUGGCUGUCACAGAAUCUUGGACUCACACCACGUCACAGCUCUAUAACCUCUCAGACCUACAAUCCUCCCUGCAAAUAAAGAGCCCAGCACCGAGUCUCACCAAUCCUUGGGCUGUUUUUAAAACCUAAUAAUGGAGUUAAUUUGUGUGUGCAUGUGAUAAUGUCAUCCGAGGCCUCAUGUUCUUGAGAAAUGAGUUAGAUCUGGGAACAGGGAGACUAGGACAAAAGGCCAAGGAUCUAGGAAUAGUGGCAACAGACACAUGAGGGAGAGGCCCUCGAAGGGCCUGCAGCUUGAGGACUCAGGGGUCUCACCCCUACAAAGCUCUGUCUCCACUCUGUCACCCUUAGGCAGAAGGUGGGAAAAGGAACACCCGGGACUGCCAGGAUCCCUCACAGAGCCCUGGCUUCACACACUUGUGAUCCCAGUGGUAGAGAGGUUGAGGCAGGAAGAUCAGAUCAUGUUGAGCUACACAGUGAGUUUGAGGCCAGCCUGGGCUAAUUAUACAUACUAAGUAUGUGUUAAGUCAACACUUGCUUAGUAUGUAUAAUUACCUUAGAUCCCCAGUUUCUUAAAAAAUGUGAUUAAACACAGAAUACAGACUUCAGCAUGCUAACCAUUUUUCAGUCAAUUUCAGUAGUUGUCUUAGUUAUUAUUUCUGUUGCUGUGAAGAGACACCAUGACCAGAGCAACUCUUAUAAAGGAAAACAUUUAAUGGGGUGACUUACAGUUUCAGAGGUUUAAUCCAUUAUCAUCAUGGUGGGACAUGGUGGUGUGUAGGCAGACAUGGUGCUGGAGCGGAGAGUCCUACAUCUUGACUCAUAGGCAACAGGAAGUGGCCUAUUUUACUGGGCGUGACUUGAGCAUAUAUGAGACCUCAAAGUCCGCCUCCUCAGUGACACACUUCCUCCAACAAAGUCACACCUCCUAAUAGUGCCACUCCUUAUUGUUGGUUACACUGUGGUGCUGCUCCUCAUGGCUGGUCACCACCCGCGGCAGCCAUGCCGGCGGAGGAGCGUGCUGAUUGGAAGAAUCACAGCCAUGGUUACCUUUUUAGAGCUUUAUUGGGAGAGAGUGGGGAGAGAGAGAGAUAGAGAAGGAGAGGGGGGCAGAUGGGAGGAAGGAGAGGAAAGGAGAGGGGCACACAGAGGGCCGGCCCCAGAGGGCCUACCCACCCUAAAAAAAAAAGGGUGGGACGCCAUUGAAGGCUGAUGACGUAAUUAAGGAAUCCUUACACCCCAGACUUUCCCUUAUUACAUAUAAAAAAAAAAAAGCAGGUAGAUGGGACUAGGGGCGUCGUUCCUCUCAAAAACUGCUUCCAGCUGACUCUUGGAUGUUGGUUGGCUCUGGGGGAAUGGAGAAGGGGAGUUUUCCAAGGCAGACAGGCAUUGUGGAAUGCUGUCUGUCAUCUGUUUUCUCUGGAGAUAUGUAUCCCUCUUGGCUGUGGCUGGGAACUUUUUGUUUGACAAGAUGCUGGUGACACAGAAAAAAACUUAGAGAGAUAAAAGAAUCAUUAUUAUUUUAUGUUGACAUUUAUCUGAGGUAGAUCCGGCCUGUCCCUAUGGAUUUUGAAACAUGUUAAGCUUUAUCAGAGACAGAUUAUUUUAAAGCACCUGUUUCCUUUACUAGUUCAGCAUCUAGGAGACAGGUGAUCAAUUGUUAAAAGCAUCUCAUAGUAAUAGAUGUUUACAUUAAAGUCUUUUUGUAGUGCCCAGAUGCUUUUGGGUCUGGGGGUGUAAAUACCUUUUAGCUGUUACAGUUUCUUAUUUGAUGAUCUCUGGACUCCGGUUCUGUGGUGGUCCUGUACCAACAGGGAACCGGGAAGAGAAAAGCUUGUGGUGCAUGAGAAUUCAGGGCCCUGUCUGUAUGCACGUGAGAACCACAGGCAGUGGAUCUGGAGUGAAGCAAUAAGCUCUUAUUUUAGGUGGAAAUCUUUUUUCAUUAAGUAACUCUGAAAGUGCAAUUAAAUCUGGUGAGGUGGUAAGGCUGUCCUCUGUACCCGACAAUAAAGGAGAGGUGGCAUCCCAAAACUCCCAGGACUGAGUCAGUGGCUCUGGUGUCCAGAAGGAAAGAAUCGGAUCGCUUCCCCUGCUGCGUUCUGGGUUCCCUGUCAUGUCUGUAGCCAAGCCUAGGUCUGCUGGAGGUCUUAGCUUGAUGUACCCAUGCAUCUUGGUGCCUGGGGGCAGUUAGCUGACUCUUUGUCUUUCUAGGUGGCACUUUUU
Peromyscus californicus insignis is the source of this 5821-nucleotide messenger RNA. It is a transcript of the gene Myl4, whose product is annotated as myosin light chain 4. The record is from RefSeq and is a predicted model, not a curated record. Bases 2967 to 3548 code for a protein of 193 amino acids. Gene Ontology annotation, cellular component: myosin II complex. The transcript is spliced from 8 exons. Lineage: Eukaryota; Metazoa; Chordata; Mammalia; Rodentia; Cricetidae. Gene Ontology annotation, molecular function: calcium ion binding.